UUCUUCCUUCUCAAUUGUUUUUUUCACCACGGAGGGGUCGUCGUUUUAAGGGUUGACGCCCUCGACUGUGCAUGUGCCCAGGAACUUCAAGUCCAGUGUCAAUGUCUAGCAUGUGGAGCUCACUCCGAUGAACCAAUAGACAAGGCCGAAGAGCAAUUAUUAGGCAAGAAGAGGAAGAGUAGGUGAAAGCGGAGAGGAACUUGGAAGAUACCUUGACAAAAUGAAAACUGACAAAAGUUGCGUCGCUUUAGUUUUCAUUCUGAAAAUUGCUUACGGAUAUGGAUACAGUCAUCAGUACGUGAGCGAUAAUAACUACUGUCCGAGUGUCAGAGGACAAAAGUAUCUCGAUCUGCAAAUGGUUCUGGGUCUAUGGUACGCGAUGGAGAUAGUGGACCAUUCGGGAGGCUACAGGAAGCCGUACGAGUCGCAAGUCUACUCGUACCAGAUGCGGCACUCCCCGAAAACCUGCCCGGUCCUCCACUUCCAGUCCUCCUCCGACGACAGGGUCACCCUCAUCUGGAGCGACAAAGACGACAUCAACACCUACAACUUCAUCAUCCCCAACAAAAACCUCGAGCCCGGAUUCUGGACCACUUUCGAAUCAGACAGUAAGUUCAGUAGAGGAGAUCUGUUCAUGGGCCCGGACUAUCGGAUCACGGGGACGGCGCAGAUCCUGCGGGCGGUGCGCGACCACAUGGUUCUCACCCUCUGCUUCCGCAACAGCACCCAGAUGAGCGUCCUCCUCGUCCGGGAAAAGACCCACAACUACUUCCCGAUCCUCAGCAACACCCUCCACGAGUUCCUCCACAGGCAGAACCUCAGCUUCACCGAAGUCAAAGUCGUCUGCAACGCCGGCCCCCAACUCACCGUCCCCAACGCUCUCCUGGCUUUGCUUCUUCUGUCCUUCGUCUUCUUCAGGAACUUCGACCUGAGUCGCGCUUUGAAGAUACACCAUUAGACGCAAGUAGAGUUUAUAACAGAAACAAAGCCCCCGUGCUAAGGAAAAAUCCACGUUGUAAGUCGGCAAUCACAUAACUCGGUUUGCGACGUCGCAGUCUUCCUGUCAUACUUUAUAUUUUUAGCGGAAAACUAAUCAACGGCAAUUCUUUAAAACUUCCGUGAUUUUUCUUCCCUGUGCGAAGAAAAUUCUGCAAAAUUUUCAAGGCAUGCUGUCAAUUUGUUCUCCAUUGAAAAAAUAACUUAGAGGCGGAAAUCUUCAGACGCUGCAAACGAGAUAUCGACGGUGAAACU
Bemisia tabaci is the source of this 1251-nucleotide messenger RNA. RefSeq lists its product as uncharacterized. The record is from RefSeq and is a predicted model, not a curated record. Lineage: Eukaryota; Metazoa; Arthropoda; Insecta; Hemiptera; Aleyrodidae.